AUGUCUCGCCGGUCAUCUCGAGCCGUGAAAAAGGUCAAUUACAUAGCAAUCGACAUAGACGGAUCUGAACAUGAAGACGUAUAUACCGAACCCAUCACGAUAACUGAUAGCUCGGAGGAAGAGGAUAGGGAAUUGGCGCCCGCCUCCAAGAGGAAACGCGUGAUCUCAAGAUCAACAAAGGCUGCGCGUGGUCCCAAGAAAGUGAAGAGUGCAAGCACCGAUGCCCUGGAAGCCCCGGGCCCGGUCGAGAAAUCCCAUGCUACUUCACGGCAUGAUCCCACACGCUUAUUACCUUAUGUCCCUGCACUCUUAGACUGGUUUGAAAAUCAGCGAGAUGUUCGUGGGAUGCCGUGGCGCAAGGUUUAUGAUCCUAAUUUGGCAAAACAGGAGAGGGGACAGAGAGCAUACGAAGUGCUUGUAUCAGAGAUUAUGCUUCAACAGACGCAAGUGGCUACGGUGAUACCGUAUUACAACCGAUGGCUAGAAAAAUUCCCGACACUCGAGACAUUGGCGGCUGCAGAGCUGGCUGAUGUGCACGCCCUCUGGAAAGGUCUGGGUUACUACCGCAGGGCAGGAUUCCUUCUCGCUGCUGCUAAAAAAGUAAAGGAGACAUAUGGUGGUCAUAUCCCAGAAGAUGCCAGGGUAAUGCAGAAAGAAGUCCCUGGAAUGGGGCGGUAUACUGCAGGCGCAGUAGCGUCUAUCGCUUAUGGAAUAAAAGCACCAGUGCUUGACGGCAAUGUCCAGAGGCUCUUAUCACGCGCUCUUGCACUAUACGCUAACCCUAAGUCUAAACAAGCCCUUGAUAUCCUUUGGGACUCUAUUGGCGCACUACCUGGAAACAUUAACCAAGCACUUAUAGAAUUAGGAAGCACAGUAUGCAAGCCCACCAAUCCGUCAUGCGGGGAAUGCCCUUUGAGUGCUGGAUGCGCGGCGAAUGAGAUCUCGAAACUUACCACCACCACAACGAAACCUCCGGUUGCCGAUAUUGAAGAGAUAUGUGGAAUUUGUAGUCCUCUGCCCACAACCAGCUUUUCGGUGGUCCGGUUUCCGAUGAAGAUAGAAAAGAAGAAAGCCCGAGUUGAAACAAGCGUUGUUUGUACCAUGAAGUGGACUAGCGCUGGUGGAGACCAGUGGUGGCUAAUGACCAAACGUCCCGAGACAGGUCUUCUCGCUGGGCUCUGGGAAUUUCCAACGAUCGACCUACCCUCCACCAGCCAAGCCUCACCCGACGCAUCAGACGAUGAUGGGAUGAUCGCGUCUGCGCUUUGA
Messenger RNA from Rhizoctonia solani, 1269 nucleotides. RefSeq names its product HhH-GPD superfamily base excision DNA repair protein. Gene Ontology annotation, biological process: base-excision repair; mismatch repair. Gene Ontology annotation, molecular function: purine-specific mismatch base pair DNA N-glycosylase activity; 8-oxo-7,8-dihydroguanine DNA N-glycosylase activity; oxidized purine DNA binding. Gene Ontology annotation, cellular component: nucleus. The transcript has 8 exons. The record is from RefSeq and is a predicted model, not a curated record. The coding region runs from base 1 to 1269 and encodes 422 amino acids. NCBI's taxonomy places the organism in Eukaryota, Fungi, Basidiomycota, Agaricomycetes, Cantharellales, Ceratobasidiaceae.